Molecule: messenger RNA, 2298 nt
Organism: Colletotrichum fioriniae
Lineage: Eukaryota; Fungi; Ascomycota; Sordariomycetes; Glomerellales; Glomerellaceae
Source: RefSeq, a predicted model, not a curated record
AUGUGGGCGAGUUACAUCCCUAAGCCUGGAAGGAUUUUCUUUACCGACGACCCGCGGAAUCAGCAGUUGGCGGAUGACUACGGCAUUGCCGUAUCUACUAGUCACCAUGAGCCCAUGCAGCGAGCGAGCAACGAGUGGAAGAAGGAUCCAAAGGGCGACUGGGACUGGGUGAACAACAAAGAGAACGUGGUCGCCUUCAUGGAUGAGGGAAUUCGUCGAGCGAGCAACAAUGAGUCCUACAUUACAUUGGGCAUGCGAGGAACUGACGAUGGUCCCAUCGAUGCCGAGGACCCGAUUGCGGUCCUCGAGGAUGUCUUUGCCACAGAACGAGAAAUCUUGGCAAAGUAUCACGGCAACGAGACGACGACAAAUCAGGUAUGGACUAUUUACAAAGAAGUUGCCACAUACUAUGCGGCUGGCCUGAAUCCUCCUGAAGACGUGACCUUGAUGUUUACCGACGACAAUUGGGGAAACAUUCAACGACUCCCGACCGAGUCAGAAAGUGGGAGGUCCGGAGGCAUUGGCGUCUACUUUCACUUCCAGUAUGUUGGCAAACCAAAGAGCUGGAAGUCUCAGAACACGAACAAUUUUCCCAAAGUCUACAAAGAGCUGUCUCAGGCCUACGAGCGCGGCGCCCGGCAAAUCUGGGUCAUGAACGUAGGCGACAUCAAACCCAACGAGUUACCGCUUUCUUUUGCUAUGGACAUGGCAUGGAACGCGAGCAAGUUUGACUUCGACAAAAUCCCCUCCUACCUGACGGCACUUGCAUCUCGAGACUUUGGUCCGGAGCACGCCGAAGAGAUCUCUUCCGCGCUCAUGACGUACAGCCACCUAGUCGGAAUGCGCAAGUUCGAGAUCCUACAACCCACGACAUACUCUAUCAUCAACUACCGCGAGGCCGAACGUGUUCUAGAGGCCUGGAAGCAGCUGGCAGACACAGCUCAGGCUCUUCACGAAGCUGUGCCGGAGGAUCGUCGCAUUGCGUUGUUCCAUAUCUUGACAUAUCCCGCCUUGAUCGGAUAUCAUUACCAUUCUAUCGUUAUCAACUCAGGAAGGAAUAGGCAAUACAGCUACGAGAGGCGAAACUCCGCAAACUUGAUUGCCGAACAGGUUCUCCAACAUUUUGACGAGGACUUUGACCUCACUGAAGAAUACGAUACCAUGCUAGACGGCAAGUGGAAAGGCCUGCUCACUACACCGAAAUACGACAUGGACCUCACGGACUGGCGGCCCUCGUCCAGCGACGUGGUCGCCAACCUUUCAUAUGUUCAGCAGCGGCAAGCAUUCGACUGGGGCGUCGGCGAACUCGGCAUCUACGUUGAGAACUCCCUCAGCGCAUACCGACAAGGGCGAAUCUGUGGCUCCAUCCAUCCAGCAUUACCAACCGACGAGGGCUUUUCUCUGGUCUUGCCGGCCAUGGAACCUCACGGUCCAAAGUCCCGACUCAUCGAGCUGUUCCAUCGUGGCGAUCACCGAAAGCCCAUCCACUGGACGCUGGAAGUCCCUUACCCAUGGGUUCUUGUGACCGCCACUACCGGCAUUUUGUCCAAGGACAAGCCCGAGGAAAAGAUCGAAGUCGCGAUUAGUUGGGAUUCGGUACCUGAGGGCCUCAACGAGACCGUUUCAGUUCGCGUGGAGUGGGAUCCGGCUCCUUACUUUGACCUGAUCCACAUCCCUGUCCUGAACCGUCGUGCCCCUGGGGGGUUCAUCGGCUUCCCUGAGACAGCCGGCCUCAUCUCCAUUGAAGGGCCUCACUACCAACGUGCAUCUGCCGAGUCUGAGAGUGAUACAGCGGUGGCAUUCACGCUUAUUGAGCACCUUGGCUCCCGCUCCGAAUCAGGAUCCAUCGCUCUGAGACCAUUUACUGCUGCUAGACGGUCCAGCGAAGCAGCUCGUGCCGCAUGGGUAGAGUACGACGUCUACAUCUUCUCCAACAUCUCAAAGUCAAUCAACGCCACGGUCAACAUCAACGGUGCACUCGACACAGACCCAGACCUUCCGAUGGAGUUCUCCCUCACACUAGUAGACGACGGUAGUGAGAGUGGUGGCGCUGCGAACUUUACACGCGUGCUUGGCGACCCUGCUACGCCGGGUGAUACGCCUCCAGAGUGGAACGACAAUGUGGCGGAUCAUGUGUGGACAAAGGUUGUGCAGCUGCCGCGGAUGAGCGUGGGGAAGCACACUCUUCGUUGGCAGGUUAAUUCACCAGAGGUCUAUCUUGAAAAGAUCUUGUUGGCGGUGAACGGGACCGUCGCGGGGAGUUAUCUUGGGCCGCCGGAGACGGGAGUAGGACUCUGA